CUCAGAACGCAAUGAAUCUUUAGUACGAACGGUCGCUAGGUAUAAAUCAGCGCAAGGCAACGACGCCGUAGAAGAAAAGUUUUCUGUGACCUAACAAUCACUUGACACUGUCUGAUAAAUAUCAAAAAAGAAACAAAACUAAAACCAAAACCAAAACAAACUGCAAAAAACAUAUCUUGAAUAAAUUCUAAAUCUGUGUAAUAUUUGAAAACAAAAAAUUAAUCAUAAAAUUUUCACAUAAUGAAAUUGAGUGACAAGAAAUCAAACAUCAUCCGCACCGAAUUCAAUUGGAAGAAUUUCGGCUUCUCCUACAACAACUUGGAUGAAUUCUAUAGAUCGCAGUGGCAGCGGAAGGAGACAAGCUUCUGGUACUUGUUGUAUCGUUGGCUAUGGGCUCUAUUUUUUCUCAGUGUAUUUUUUUGCUGCCUGGUCCAGCAAUUUACCAAUGGAAAAUUCUUCAUAUUCUUUACAAAUUGGGGCUUUUUGCUUUGUGUAGCCACACAACUUUUGGGUGUACUAUUGGUCACAAGAUGGCAUUUUGAUAUCGGAGCUGUACGUUCGUCGUUUUAUGAAGUGUCUCAAUUACGAAAAACCCCCAGGCUGCUUAGACUAUACUGGCUUUUGUAUGAUUUAGCGAUGCCGGUGGCUCUUGUCAUAACAACUAUUUAUUGGGCAUUUUUACACGGAAAAAUGAAUAAGCCCAACCGUUUUCCUGUCCUUAGUUUCUCAACACACUGCCUCAAUUCGGUGUUCAUGCUGGUGGAUUUUCUGAUAAUUGGAUUUCCGGUCCGUUUGUUGCACACCCUAUAUGCUAUGUUGGUGCCCAUUGUGUUUUUCUGCUUUACCCUGGUCUAUUACCUUUGCGGAGGAACGGAUGACGUUGGAAAUCAUUAUGUGUAUCCAAUGCUGGAUUGGACACAGCCCAGCCGUUGCGUUAUAACAUUCAUUGGCAUCUUUAUUCUGUACUGCAUUUAUCCCACCCUACUUUAUGGCAUCUACAGAGUAAAGCGAUUUUUCCUACAUAAAUCAGUGGAGAGCGACCGGUCAGUCCAUCGUGUGGGCUUAAUUUGAGCACAUUUCGUCCAUGUUUUGGUACACCUACAUAUCUACCUCCAAACCUAAACGGAUACCUCUUCCAGUUCACAAGUAUCUGCGAAUCAGCCAAACCCCAUCAACACUGUCGGCGACAUGUUCCACAUAUAUACGUAGGUUAAGUAGAAUUCCCCCGAGUCCCCCAAGUAAUUUGUGUUCCUUUUUAUACCCUACACCAAUACUGUGGUACUAAUACCCUGUAGCUUAGUGCAUUGGUAAGUGUACCGAUUGACUCAGAAUCACUUUCUGAUUCGAUUUAGCUUUGUCCGUCUGUCUGUCAAAGCCAAGAGACAAAACCUAUUGAAAUUCCAAAAUAUUGUUUUACACAACUGUUGACAUUUUUGUUAAAUUUUAUAAAAAUCGGCUCAGAUUGAUUUUAAACUAACAUUGCCCUAUUUGCACUUAUAGGGCCGUAGUUGAACAUAUUGGCCCGAAAUUUGAUGCGUAUACUAUAACCUCUCCCGAGACCUAUCAAAAUUGGUUCAGAAUUAGAUAUUGCUCCUACUUUGUACUUAUAGGGUAGGUGUAGGGCAUUAUGUAGUCCGCACCGCCGGACUUUUGUCUUUCCUCCUUUCUGGUUUCUCUUUGUAAAAUUUAAAAUAUUUUAAUUGUCUUUAUGGGGCACUCAUGUAGGUUCAUUAUUAUCUAUUGUAAAUCGUAGGAUUAGCACAAUUAGACUCUAAUUAAAUGCGAUGGUAUUAACAAGUGUAACGUACUCUUUAAGCUUCGAAUGUUUAGGUGACUAUGAUAUUUUUAAACAGUAGAAUAGAAACUCAAUAGAAAUAAGAUAGAUUUAAAUAUAAAAAAUCUUAAGUUAACCAUUUAUGACUAAAGAACGGGUCAUUGAACCUUUCGAAACGUUAUCAAAAAAUUGUACACGAGUACGUAUGUGAUUUUGAAUUUAAAAAGACUUUGAAGUUGUGAAAUAAAUUGAAAGAUUUGCUUUA
This is a messenger RNA of Stomoxys calcitrans (stable fly), 2039 nucleotides long. Its product is annotated as protein rolling stone-like. Bases 241 to 1071 code for a protein of 276 amino acids. NCBI's taxonomy places the organism in Eukaryota, Metazoa, Arthropoda, Insecta, Diptera, Muscidae. The transcript has 4 exons. The record is from RefSeq and is a predicted model, not a curated record. Gene Ontology annotation, cellular component: membrane.